AUGGCAGACCUACAGAAGUGUCUUCCUACUCCAGCUCUCACAAACUGUCAAAGCUUCUACUUGAGAAAGCUCUGGACUCUAAACUACACCAUUGACGACAGUAGUGGAAAGAAAACGUGGUGCAUGAUUUGGAAUGAGACCACUGCAGGUAGAGGUGGAAGUGAGAUGGCUUCUUGUUUGUUUACCUGGGCAAAUGAAGAGCUCAAUAAAAGCAGCAUUGACACUCUGACUGUAUUGAAUCCAGAUUGCACAACCAUCCUCGUUUUACCUGACAAUGACUCAGCCCAAUGGAAUUUUAACAUGCAUGAAAGUGAAAAUAUCCAAGUUGAAAGAGAAACUAGUAAAGACGUACAUCUUCUUAAUUUCAUUUCAACUCCAGUAGAACCAGAGUCAAAUGAAUGGGAGCUAGAGACGAUAACACAAGUGACAAACAUGGAACAAGAAUCUGGAGCAUCGACAACACUGGAAGAUUUAGAUGAUGCGCUAUCUUCUGUGAGCGACCUAUUUGAGAAUGACAUCGAUGAUCCAACAUACACUCCACCUUCAGGUUCAGAGAGUGAUUCAACUUAA
Messenger RNA from Homalodisca vitripennis (glassy-winged sharpshooter), 570 nucleotides. RefSeq lists its product as uncharacterized. The record is from RefSeq and is a predicted model, not a curated record. Bases 1 to 570 code for a protein of 189 amino acids. NCBI's taxonomy places the organism in Eukaryota, Metazoa, Arthropoda, Insecta, Hemiptera, Cicadellidae. The transcript is spliced from 3 exons.